Amphiprion ocellaris (clown anemonefish) is the source of this 8926-nucleotide messenger RNA. RefSeq names its product notch receptor 1a (gene notch1a). The record is from RefSeq and is a predicted model, not a curated record. The coding region runs from base 195 to 7637 and encodes 2480 amino acids. Gene Ontology annotation, cellular component: protein-containing complex; plasma membrane. The transcript is spliced from 34 exons. Lineage: Eukaryota; Metazoa; Chordata; Actinopteri; Pomacentridae. Gene Ontology annotation, molecular function: calcium ion binding; signaling receptor activity; Notch binding. Gene Ontology annotation, biological process: regulation of DNA-templated transcription; establishment or maintenance of epithelial cell apical/basal polarity; regulation of developmental process.
CGGAAAGCAGCAGGUUAACAUCUAUGAACAGAGUCCCGUUGAAGACUUUUCUCCUAUCUCUGCUGGAUUUACUCCCUUUUUCUUUGUUUUCCUUUUGACUGGGGAUAUUUAUUUCAACUCCUGGACUAUCAAACUGCGGAUCUAUGCGAACCCAACGCGGGAGUCCACGACAUUUGUGAAGUUGAAGAGGAGGAAUGUAUCGUUUCUUUGUGAAACUAACAUUUCUGAUUCCAGCAAUCGUCAUCUCACAAGGUCUAAAAUGCUCCCUACCAACUGAGUCCUGCCUGAAUGGAGGAAGAUGUGAAGCCACCAUCAAUGGAAAUGGAGAGUGCAAGUGUCCCAGUGACUACGUAGGCAACCGGUGCCAGUAUCCGAGCCCCUGCAGCCCCUCACCCUGCCGCAACGGUGGCGAAUGCAAACCCGUUUCCCAUGGCAACACGUUUGAUUUCCGCUGUGUGUGCCGCCUGGGUUUCACCGACCGGCUAUGCCUGACCCCCACCAACCACGCCUGCAUGAGUUCCCCCUGUCGCAACGGAGGGACAUGCGAUCUCAUCACUCUCACUGCUUAUCGCUGCCACUGCCAACCAGGCUGGUCAGGCAAAACCUGCCAGCUUGCCAACCCAUGUGCUUCCAAUCCGUGUGCAAAUGGCGGCCAGUGCUCAGCCUUUGAUUCCACCUACAUCUGCACCUGCCCGCCGGCCUUCCAUGGACAAACCUGCAAGCAGGAUGUCAACGAGUGUGCCCAGACUCCAUCGCCCUGUCUCAACGGUGGCGUAUGUGUGAAUGAGGUGGGCUCGUACCACUGCCGCUGUCCUCAAGAGUACACUGGACAGCACUGUGAGACCCCCUACAUGCCAUGCAGCCCCUCACCUUGCCAGAAUGGAGGCACUUGCGUCCAGAAGGGAGACACCGCCUACGAUUGCAGCUGCCUGCCAGGCUUCACAGGUCAGCAUUGUGAGCACAACAUUGAUGACUGUCCAGGUCACAACUGCCAGAAUGGUGGUGUGUGCGUGGACGGGGUGAACACCUACAACUGCCAGUGCCCACCACAUUACACAGGCCAAUACUGCACUGAAAAUGUGGACGAGUGUGAGCUGAUGCCCAACGCAUGUCAGAAUGGCGGGACGUGCCACGACACCCAUGGCAGUUAUCACUGCGUCUGCGUCAACGGGUGGACAGGUGACGAUUGCAGCGAGAACAUCGACGACUGUGCCAGUGCGGCUUGUUACCAUGGCGCCACCUGCCACGACCGCGUGGCCUCGUUCUUCUGCGAGUGCCCUCAUGGACGCACAGGUUUGCUGUGCCACCUGGAUGAUGCCUGCAUCAGCAACCCAUGUCAAAAGGGCUCCAACUGUGACACUAACCCCGUCAAUGGCAAAGCAAUAUGCACCUGUCCCCCAGGUUACACCGGCUCAGCCUGCAAUCUGGAUAUUGAUGAGUGCUCUCUUGGUGCCAACCCCUGUGAGCAUGGUGGUCGAUGCCUCAACACAAAAGGAUCUUUCCAGUGUAAAUGUCUUCAAGGUUAUGAAGGACCACGCUGCGAGAUGGACGUCAAUGAAUGCAUGUCUAAUCCUUGCCAUAACGAUGCCACGUGUUUGGACCAGAUCGGAGGGUUCCACUGCAUCUGCAUGCCAGGAUAUGAGGGUGUGUUCUGCCACAUCAACACAGAUGAGUGUGCCAGCCAACCUUGUCUCAACAACGGCAAAUGCAUCGACAAGAUCAACUCCUUCCACUGCGAGUGCCCUAAAGGCUUUUCAGGGAAUCUCUGUCAGGUGGAUAUUGACGAGUGUGCCAGCACCCCCUGCAAGAAUGGAGCUAAAUGUACUGAUGGACCCAACAAGUACACUUGUGAAUGUGCUGAAGGUUACACUGGGCAGCACUGUGAAAUUGACAUCAAUGAGUGCUACUCUGACCCCUGCCACUAUGGCACCUGCAAGGAUGGCCUGGCCUCCUUCACCUGCUACUGCCGCCCUGGAUACACUGGCCGCCUGUGUGAGACCAACAUCAAUGAGUGUCUAAGCCAGCCCUGCAAGAACGGUGGCACUUGCCAAGACAGGGAGAACACAUACAUCUGUUCCUGCCCUAAAGGCACUGCUGGUUUCAACUGUGAGGUGAAUCUGGACGACUGUAAGAGCAAACCCUGCGACUACGGGAAGUGCAUCGACAAAAUCAAUGGCUACGAGUGUGCAUGUGAGCCAGGUUACACAGGAGCAAUGUGCAACAUCAACAUUGAUGACUGCGCCAUCAACCCUUGUCAUAAUGGGGGCACAUGUGUCGAUGGCAUCAACAGCUUCACCUGCCUCUGCCCAGAGGGCUACAAUGACGCCACCUGUUUGUCACAGGUGGACGAGUGCGGCAGUAACCCCUGUAUCCACGGCCGAUGCCAGGACCUCAUCAAUGGCUACAAAUGUACCUGUGACUCCGGCUGGAGCGGCCAAAACUGUGACAUCAACAACAACGAAUGUGAGUCGAACCCAUGCAUGAACGGAGGAACCUGCAAGGACAUGACCAGUGGAUACCACUGCACUUGCAGAGUCGGCUUCACCGGACCUAACUGCCAAACUAACAUCAACGAGUGCGCCUCCAACCCCUGCCUUAACCAGGGCACCUGCAUCGACGAUGUGGCCGGAUACAAGUGCAACUGCUUGCUGCCUUACACUGGUGAAAACUGUGAGACCCUGCUGGCCCCCUGCAGCCCCAGACCCUGUAAAAACGGUGGAAUGUGUAAGGAGUCUGAAGACUACCAGAGCUUCUCCUGCAUCUGUCCUGAAGGAUGGCAAGGUCAAACAUGUGAGAUUGACAUCAAUGAAUGUGUGAAGAGCCCAUGCCGCAAUGGUGCUCUUUGUCACAACACCAUGGGUGGUUAUCAGUGCAAGUGUCAGCCAGGUUACACUGGCCAGAAGUGUGAAACAGACAUCGAUGACUGCAAACCAAAUCCCUGCAGUAAUGGAGGUCUGUGUCGCGACGGUAUCAACAGUUUCACAUGUACCUGUCUGCCCGGGUUUCGUGGUGGCAGAUGUGAGCAGGACAUAAAUGAGUGUGAGAGCAACCCUUGUAGGAAUGGGGCCAACUGCACAGAUUGUGUUAACAGCUACACCUGCACCUGCCCACCUGGCUUCAGUGGCAUCAACUGUGAGAUCAACACCAACGACUGCACUGACAGCUCUUGCUUCAAUGGCGGGACCUGUGUGGAUGGAAUCAACGCCUUCACGUGUCUGUGUCUGCCUGGAUUCACUGGCAGUUACUGCCAGUAUGAUAUCAAUGAGUGUGACUCCAAGCCAUGCCUCAAUGGAGGCACUUGUCUUGACAGUUAUGGGACGUACAAGUGCACCUGCCCUCAUGGCUACACGGGAAUGAACUGUCAGAACCUUGUCCGCUGGUGUGACUCUUCCCCCUGUAAAAACGGAGGCUCAUGCUGGCAGCAGGGAGCCUCUUACACCUGCCAGUGUCAGACUGGAUGGACUGGCCUCUAUUGUGACAUCCCAAGUGUGUCCUGUGAGGUAGCAGCUAAACAGCAAGGUGUUGAAGUGGCUCACUUGUGCAGGAAUUCUGGCCAGUGUCUGGACGCUGGAAACACACAUUACUGCCGCUGCCAAGCCGGCUACACUGGAAGUUACUGCCAGGAACAGGUGGACGAGUGCUCUCCCAAUCCUUGCCAGAAUGGAGCCACGUGCACUGAUUAUCUAGGAGGUUAUAGUUGUGAGUGCCUCCCUGGAUACCAUGGUGUGAACUGCUCAAAAGAGAUCAAUGAAUGCCAGUCUCAGCCCUGCCAGAAUGGAGGCACCUGCAUCGACCUCAUCAACACAUACAAGUGCUCCUGUCCCAGAGGAACACAAGGUGUGCACUGUGAGAUUAACUUGGAUGACUGCAACCCAUCCACCGACCCGCUUACAAAUGAACCUAAAUGCUUCAACAAUGGCAAGUGUGUGGACCGCAUUGGAGGCUACCAGUGUGUUUGCCCUCCGGGCUAUGUGGGUGAGCGCUGUGAAGGCGAUGUCAAUGAAUGCUUGUCAGACCCUUGUGACCCCAGAGGCUCCUACAACUGCAUCCAGCUCACCAACAGCUACCGCUGUGAAUGCCGCACUGGAUACACAGGUCAGCGCUGUGACAAGGUGUUUGAUGGCUGCAAAGGAAGACCCUGCAGAAACGGAGGGACUUGUGCUGUUGCCAGUAACACACCUCAUGGGUUCAUCUGCAAGUGUCCACCUGGCUUCACUGGUUCUUCCUGCGAGUAUGAUUCUCGCUCGUGUGGGAGUCUGAAUUGCAGAAAUGGUGGCACAUGUGUGUCAGGCCACCUAGGCCCACGCUGCCUGUGUCCCUCAACCUUCACUGGGCCUGAGUGCCAAACCCCCACUGACAGCCUUUGCAUCUCUAACCCCUGCUACAACGGUGGCACUUGCCAGAUCACCCCAGAUGCUCCGUUCUUCCAGUGCAGCUGCCCCAGCAACUUCAAUGGCCUGCUGUGCCACAUACUGGACUACUCCUUCGUUGGAGGGUUUGGCCGGGACAUCACCCCACCUCCGGAAGUGGAGGUGAGCUGCGAGAUUCCACAGUGUGACGAGUGGGCGGGGAACCACAUCUGCGACUCACUGUGCAACAAUCAUGCCUGCGGCUGGGAUGGAGGAGACUGCUCACUUAAUUUUGAUGAUCCGUGGCAAAACUGCUCCGCUGCUCUGCAGUGCUGGCGCUACUUCAAUGAUGGCAAGUGUGAUGGCCAAUGUAACAGCCCUGGGUGUCUCUAUGAUGGCUUUGAUUGCCAAGGACAAGAAGGACAAUGCAACCCUCUUUAUGACCAGUAUUGUAAAGACCACUAUGCUGAUGGUCACUGUGACCAGGGCUGCAACAAUGCAGAAUGUGAAUGGGAUGGUCUGGACUGUGCCAACAACAUGCCAGAGAAGCUGGCUGACGGACAUUUAGUGCUUGUGGUCCACAUUCCCCCAGAACAACUUAAAAAUCGUUCCUCAUCGUUCCUCAGAGAGCUCAGCAGUGUUCUCCACACUAAUGUGGUGUUCCGCCGUGAUGCCAAAGGAGAACCCAUGAUCUUCCCUUAUUAUGGCAACGAACAAGACCUGGCUAAGCAUAAUGUGCUGAAGCGCUCGGCAGAUGGCUGGCCUGAGUGGGCUUCGGUGCCUGCCAGUGUUUUGGGUCAGAUGAAGGAGAGUAUGACUUCCAUGGUCAGCCCACGGAAACGCAGAGAGCUGGAUCCUGUGCAAGUCAAAGGGUCUGUGGUGUACCUGGAGAUUGACAACCGUCAGUGUUACCAGCAGUCGACUGAAUGCUUCCAGAGUGCCACAGAUGUGGCUGCAUUCCUUGGAGCAUUGGCCUCCAGUGGGAAUCUGAAUGUUCCAUACAUUGAAGCUGUCACAAGUGUGAGACCAACUCCUCCCAAUUCAGAGCUCUAUCCCAUGUAUGUAGUCUUCCUGGGCUUGGCUGCUCUGGGUUUCAUCUGCCUAGGUGUUCUGGUGUCCCGUAAACGACGACGAGAGCAUGGCCAGCUCUGGUUUCCUGAAGGAUUCAAAGCAUCGGAGCCCAGUAAAAAGAAACGCAGAGAGCCACUGGGAGAGGAUUCUGUUGGACUGAAGCCUAUGAAAAACUCUGACAUCAAUCUUAUGGAUGACAAUCAAAAUGAAUGGGGUGAUGAGGAUCCAGAGUGCAGACGCUUCAGGUUUGAGGAGCAGGCCAUGUUGGAUUUGAGUGAUCAUACCGACCACAGAAAAUGGACACAGCAGCAUCUGGAUGCAGCUGACCUGCGUAUUACAUCAAUUGCCCCUACGCCUCCUCAGGGAGAGAUAGAGAAUGACUGCAUGGAUGUCAAUGUCAGAGGACCAGAUGGUUUCACUCCCCUGAUGAUCGCCUCCUGCAGUGGUGGAGGGCUGGAAACUGGCAACAGUGAAGAGGAAGAGGAUCCGUCAGCAGAAAUAAUCUCUGACUUCAUUUACCAGGGCGCCAACCUCCACAACCAGACUGACCGCACAGGUGAGACCGCCCUCCACCUGGCUGCCCGGUACGCCCGCUCUGACGCCGCCAAACGCCUCCUGGAGUCCAGCGCCGACGCCAACGUUCAGGACAACAUGGGCCGCACGCCGCUUCAUGCAGCUGUGGCAGCGGAUGCACAGGGAGUGUUCCAGAUUUUAAUCCGAAAUCGCGCCACCGAUCUUGACGCCCGCAUGCACGACGGAACAACGCCGCUGAUUCUGGCAGCCCGAUUGGCAGUUGAGGGCAUGGUCGAAGAGCUUAUCAACUGCCACGCCGACGCUAACGCCACUGAUGAUUCUGGUAAAUCUGCUCUGCACUGGGCUGCGGCUGUAAAUAAUGUGGAGGCUGCCAUGGUGUUGCUGAAAAAUGGUGCCAACAAAGACAUGCAGGACAACAAGGAGGAGACUCCACUCUUCCUCGCAGCCCGUGAAGGCAGCUACGAGACAGCAAAGGUUCUACUGGAGCACUUUGCCAACCGUGAGAUAACUGACCACCUUGACCAGCUGCCCAGAGAUAUUGCCCAGGAGCGCAUGCACCACGACAUCGUCCGCCUUCUGGAUGAGUACAAUGUGGUUCGGAGUCCUGGGCUUCACAGCGCCCCACUUAGCGCCGCCAGCCUCUCCCCACCUCUCUGCUCACCCAAUGACUAUCUUAGCAACCUCAAGCCCAACCUUUCUGUCAAGAAGGUUCGUAAGCUGAGCUCCGGGGGAAAAGGAGGCAAGGAUGGGGGAAAAGAUAACAGGUUGAAGAAGAAAAAGUCACUGGAUGGGAAGAAUAAUCUGCUUGACACAUCAGCUGUCCUCUCCCCAGUUGAUUCCCUUGAGUCACCUCAUGGCUACCUGUCCGAUGUGGCCUCUCCUCCCAUGCCAUCGCCUUUCCAGCAGUCCCCACCGGUGUCUCUAAAUCACCUACAAGGCAAUGGAGACUCCCACAUGGGCCAGAUGAACAUGGGUAAGGAUAUGGGUUGCAUGUCUUUUGACCCAAACCCGCCUCGUCUCUCCCACCUGCCAGUGUCCAGCCCCAACGGUCAGGGCACAGCAUCCAUAGGUGGCAGCAGAGGAGGUCAGUGUGACUGGGUCUCCAGGAUGCACCCAGGAGUUGGUCAGCAAGGAAGCUUCACCCAGACGCCAUCCAUAACCCACAACAUGAUGGGUGCUCUGCAUGCCGUCAGUACAGCCACUCUGUCUCACAUAAUGGGAUACCAGAAUCUGCAGACCAGCCACCUCGGUUCAUCUGCACACAUGAUGCAGCAGGCUCGCUCUCGGCAGCUCCAGCACCAGAACUCCAACUCCACCACAGCCGGGCAGCCCCUCAGCCAGAGUUUUCCAAAUGUAGAGUUGAGCAGCUCCGACAUGCAGCAGAACAACGGCUCGGGCCGCUCCGUGCCAAUCCACACGGUGAUGCCGCAGGAGACGCAGAUCCUUGGCAACCAGUUUCUCACCCCUCCCUCCCAGCACAGCUAUUCAGGCCCCAUGGACAACACCCCUAACCACCAGCUGCAGGUGCCCGACCACCCAUUUCUGACGCCCUCCCCCGGCUCCCCUGACCAGUGGUCCAGCUCGUCCCCACAUUCCAACAUGUCUGAUUGGUCGGAGGGCAUCUCCAGCCCGCCCACGAGUAUCCAUUCACAGAUGAAUCUAAUCCCAGACCAGUUUAAGUAGAGACUUGUAAAACGGCCCGAACUUUAAAACAGUAUAUACAAAGUUCAUACACAAAGAAAAUGACAAACUUGUCUCAAGACUGAAGAUGCUCCUUUUUUAUUAUCAGUUUUUAUACUAAUGAUAAGUUUUAGUAAUUUUGUAUUUAUUUAUGUGCUUUUUUUGAUCUGAAAAAUAAAGAAGAUGCUUUUAUAUUUAUGCUUUUUCAUUUUUUUUUGUUUUGUUAUGUAUGGGAAGGUUAGAAAUUGCUGAAAAGGAGUUUAUAUCCAAAAAUAUCUUUCCUAGAUAUGUACACUGGCUAUUUAUUUGUGUCUUGUGUUGAUAUAUUCACUGGAUUUAUUUUAAUCUUUUGGUGCAUCAGUCAAAUUUUAUUUUUGGGUUAUGCUUGCUUUAUGUUUGUACAGAUUUUUUGUUCAACUUUUAUAGAUUAUUUGAAAUUUUCAGUAUUAAUUAAUUAUAUUUUAACCUCCUUUGUCUUUUAAAGUGACAGGUUUUGUUACUGAACUACAUUUCACUAAGUCUUAUCACUGAAUCUGUGUUAGAUGUUGAUCAAAUAUAUAUAUAUAUACAAAAUAUCACCGUUAAUAAUGUUGCUUACUACGCUGUUCUUUCUGAACAAAAUUACAAUGACAGUAACUGAGCAAAGGUUUAUAAGAUACGGAACUCUGGAGAUUUUGGACCUUAAAGCACAGAACAAAACCCUUUAUUGGUUGAGAAAUGCUUUUCAAAAUGAGUAGAAAAGCAUCUAAACAAAUCUUAAUGUAUGUUUCUGAAAUAAUGGUCUGGGCUGGAGCUAAGUAAUUGAUUUGUGAUAAUUUAUGAUUUAAGGACUGUUUCUUUAUGUCAUAUUGUAUCCUAAAUCAGUGAUUAUGGUUACCGUGUUUAACCUAUAAAGUGUUAAAUUGCAGACCUGUUGUAGAACAUUGAAAUGUUACAUUUGCCACAGUUUAUUAUAGUGCCAGUGUGAGUUUUGUUUUUCCUAAGAAAAGCAAUGUAUUUGUGAGAUUUCUUGUACAAAAAUGUCUUCAAGAUGGAAAACAUUGUUUGUGAAAGAAAUGGGGACCUUUGUGUUUAAUGACAUCGCCUGCACUUUGUGAAGGAGUGUGGUUUAGGGUGUCUAAAUGUCAUGUUUUAUAAACUAAUCCAGAGGUAAAGAUGUUUUUAAGAAAAGAAAAAAGUAAUUCAAAAUCAAUCUUCAUGCAAAGUUGUAGUUUGCAAAGAAAUAUUUCCUGAUUAAAAAUGUUUUGUAAAAAUUGUCUUGAUUCAAUAAAAGCUACUGUUAAGCUUUAAAA